Messenger RNA from Dimorphilus gyrociliatus, 2448 nucleotides. Lineage: Eukaryota; Metazoa; Annelida; Polychaeta; Dinophilidae. The record is from the annotation of a GenBank genome assembly.
AGUAAGGAGGAAGCCAUACACCGGAGUUGGCGAAAGUGUUCAUAUUGGAAUAUUCCAAAUAGAAUAGUUCGUUAUCGCGGUAUAAGGGCCCCAUCACGAAAGUUUGUCGACUAUAUAAGCAACCGAAAAUCUCUUGUUCAUUCACCAACUUCCAAAGUGUUUCACUUUCAGCUUAAUUACUUUCGUUAAGUAUGAAAGGAUCGGCUCUCUUUCUUGUAUUCUCUGCGAUUUGUUUGGCAGUGAAUGCUACUUCUCAUCCAUCUUUAAGUGAUCCUCUAUUCACAAAGACGAAAUAUUUCAAGUUAUCUUUAAUCUGCGAUAAGGCAUGCUACCUUACCUUGAAAUUGAGGGGAAAUGUUGAAGAUGUUAUACGCGACCUUGUUGACAAUGAAGUGAAACCAAGACUUGGUCGUUUGAAUGUAAAAACUUUUCUCGUUCAAUUGGAACUGUGGGACAAAGCCAACGAGUUUUAUUAUAUAGAAAGCGGUAGCGAUUACCUAUCACAAUUGAAAGUUUAUCGUGAACAACAUUUAAUACCUAAAGUAUGGAGUGACGCUACAAUAGCAAUUACUGGAUAUCGUUUUAAGGGAGAUUUUAGUUCCGCUUUUCCCAAUUCUGUUUGUUCUCCUCGUAUAGCAAUCGGUUACGUUAAAAUAGAUACUUCUUCAUCAAUUAGAACAAUUGGAUCAUAUAUAGCACAUGAACUUGGUCACAUUUUUGGGCUUGACCACGACUACGAACCCUCAAGUAUUCCGGAUUCUCAAUCGUGUUGUCCAUUCGGAAAAUCGAAUUGUAUUAUGAAUCCUUCAAUUACUUCAACUGGGUUGGAAAAUGGCGCCUGGAGCACAUGUAGUACUGAUAAAUUUGUCAAAGAUCUUCAAAAACCAUCUAGAAAGUGUUUGUGGAUUAAACCAACAGUUGUUCAAGAUAGUUAUUGCGGUGAUGGAGUCAUCGAUGCAGGAGAAGAAUGCGACUGUGGAAAUUUCGGUAUGGGCUUUUGUAGCAACUGCUGCGAUACCAAAGAAUGUAAACUCAAGGAGAAUGCCCAAUGUACAGAAGGUGAUUGUUGCAAUGAUCAAUGUCAAUUCAUUUCUGCCGGUCAAGUCUGUAGAAAUUCAACCAACAGUUGUGAUGUUGAAGAUAAAUGCUCAGGAAGUAAUUCAGAAUGCCCAAAUGAAGUUAAGACUGACGGAACAGAAUGCAUUGAUACAGUUUCCGUGGAAGGAUAUUGUCUGAAAGGGUCAUGUAUGACUUUGCAAAACGAAUGUGAAACUCAUUGGACAAAAGACUUUAAAGCAUCCGAUAAUUGCGCAAGAGAGUCCUUAUUGGUUGGGGAUGAAUUUUACAACUGCGGUAUGAAUGGUACCAUUAUUAAAACGUGUACGGAGGAAAACUAUAAAUGUGGUCGUCUUGUUUGCUCAUAUACUAAAGGAAAUUACAGAGAUGCUGUUGAUACUAUUCUGAAUCCAUUGUAUCGUAAUAUUGAAGGAGAAUCGUGCUUGGUUCUCGACAAAUCAGCAUGGCUAGGUGGUGGAUGGCAAAUGGUAUCUGAUGGUGUUAAAUGUGGAGAUAACAAGGCCUGCUAUAAAACAGAUUGUGUUGAUAAAUCUCAGGCAUUUGCUUCAAUUCAAAGUCAAGCGGUAGCACAGAAAACGUCCUUAUGUGGAAAUGGAAUUAUUGAAGAUGGAGAACAGUGCGAUUGCGGAGCAAAACAAUGCGGUUGUUGUGACGACUCUUGUCAAUUAAUGGCUCAUGGAACAACUUGUAGAAGUGAAUCUUGUCGCGAAUGCAAUGGUUUAUCCCAAAGUUGCAGCGGAUCAUACAAAAGCUCUCUCACCAAAUGUGAUGGCGAUGAGGGUUAUUGUGUUAAAUAUACAACAGGCAUUUCGGAAUGUAUAUCUCAUCAAACCAGCUGUAAAGCUCUCUUUGGCGAACUGUCUGAUGUAGAUAGAGGGAGCAUGACGCUUAAUAAUCAAAACAACGAUUUCUUCAAUGUAGGAGGUAUUUAUUUGACCAAUAAAAGCUCCAUGGUCGUAGUAUAUAGGGAAAUACCAAAUGUGGCCAGAUCCCCCGAAUGUGGAAGUUUGAAAUGUAGAGUUCCCUCAGGUUCAAACGCCCGAAUACCCGGUUUUUCUGCUCUAUCGACUGCUAUUGAGAGCAGCCCUGACAAUGAAGGAAGAGUAACUAAAGUUGCUCGAUUUACUCACACGACCCAUCCGUACUAUACAUAUGCCAAUUACUACGUCAUGUAUAUGUACCUAGCUAGGACAGGAACACCCUGCAAAACACUAAACACUCAGCAGCCUGGAUACUGCUAUUCCAACUACAAGAGAGCGGCAACGUACCUUCCAAAGUAUUAUCCAACUAGUGUUUGUAUUGCAGUUUAACAUCAAUAAUUAUAGAGAUAUUUCGGUUGAAUACAAACUUAUCAUAGAAAGUCAAAACAAA